Pseudopodoces humilis (Tibetan ground-tit) is the source of this 5115-nucleotide messenger RNA. RefSeq names its product alkB homolog 5, RNA demethylase (gene ALKBH5). NCBI's taxonomy places the organism in Eukaryota, Metazoa, Chordata, Aves, Passeriformes, Paridae. The record is from RefSeq and is a predicted model, not a curated record. Gene Ontology annotation, molecular function: oxidative RNA demethylase activity. Gene Ontology annotation, cellular component: nucleus. Gene Ontology annotation, biological process: mRNA export from nucleus; mRNA processing.
GGCGGCGGGUGCCAUGAGCAGCAGCUGCGCGUCCCCCGCCGCCGCCCGCCGCCGCCUGCAGCGCCGGGAUCGAUAGAGGCGGGGGCUGCGGACGCGCCAUGGCCGGCAGCGGCUACACGGACCUGCGGGAGAAGCUCAAGUCCAUGAUGCCCUACCGGGACGGCCACAAAGGCGGCGGCGGCGGCCUCCCUAGGGAGCCCCCCGAACCUCCGUACGACCGCAAGCGGCGGCACCAGGAGGACUCCGGCUCCGAGCCCAGCGACUACGAGGAGCAGAAGGAGGAGGAGGAAGCUCGGAAAGUCAAAAGCGGCAUCCGCCAGCUUCGCCUCUUCAGCGCCGAGGAGUGCGCCAAGAUCGAGGCGCGCAUCGAGGACGUGGUGUCCCGGGCGGAGAAGGGGCUCUACAAGGAGCACACGGUGGAUCGGGCUCCGCUGCGGAACAAGUAUUUUUUCGGGGAAGGCUACACCUACGGGUCGCAGCUGCAGCGGCGAGGCCCCGGCCAGGAGCGGCUGUACCCGCGGGGGGAGGUGGACGCCAUCCCCGAGUGGGUGCACGACCUGGUGAUCAGGAAGCUGGUGGAGCACCGGGUGAUCCCCGAGGGCUUUGUGAACAGUGCCGUCAUCAACGACUACCAGCCGGGGGGCUGCAUUGUCUCCCACGUGGACCCCAUCCAUAUCUUUGAGAGGCCCAUCGUCUCCGUGUCCUUCUUCAGCGACUCGGCGCUCUGCUUCGGGUGUAAAUUCCAGUUCAAACCCAUCAGGGUGUCGGAGCCCGUUCUGUUCCUGCCCGUGAAGAGGGGGAGCGUCACGGUGCUCAGUGGGUAUGCGGCCGACGAAAUCACACACUGCAUUCGACCACAGGACAUCAAGGAGAGGAGAGCUGUCAUCAUCCUCCGAAAAACAAGACUAGAUGCGCCUCGAUUGGAAACAAAAUCCCUGAGUAGCUCUGUGUUGCCACCAGGUUAUAACUCUGACCGCCUGUCGGGAAACAACCGGGACCAGAUCCUGAAACCAAAGCGGUCCCAUCGCAAGGCAGAUCCUGAUGCUGCCCACAGGCCACGGAUUCUAGAAAUGGAUAAGGAGGAGAACAGGCGCUCUGUCCUCUUACCAAAACAUAGGAGACGGAGCAACUUCAGCUCUGAGAACUAUUGGCGAAGGUCUUACGAGUACACGGAGGACUGUGACGAGGAAGAGGAGGACGGCAGCCCCGCCAGGAAAGUUAAAAUGAGGCGACACUGAGGAUUGCACUUCCCAGGCUCGUGGAGCUGAUGAGAUUGGCCUCCAGUCUGUGAAAACUUUCUCCUCCCUCUGGCUAUCUUCCAUCUAGCUUCAGUUUUGGUUUUUCCUUUCAGGCUGAAGAGUAAACAGGAAGGAUUUGCUUUUAUGAAUGGAGGAAUGCUGAGACAUACGUGAGGAAUGGAACAUGUCCAGUGCACAUGGUGUCCUGAGUCAUGGGUCAGGCGGGCAUCUCUCCCUUAGGAAGCAGAUAAAGUUAUGCCAGGUUGUCUGUUGGGAUUUCUUUUGAAAACACCAAAAAGUUUAACUGUUUCAUUGCGCAACAUUCAAGAAUUGUAUUUUUUUCUUUUGUUUUUGGUUUUUGUUUUGUUUUUUUUGCUUUAACACUUUUCCUUUCCAGAUGUUCUAAAUAUGAUGUUUGACCCCAGGAGCUAAAAUUCCAUGGUGGGCUCAUAUUCCUUGUUUCACCAAAGGGCUCCUUGGUCUCUUCUUACCUGGUGGUUUUUGGGUCUGUUUUAAGGGUGCCCUGCAGUAACUGGAAGUUUGAAGCUUUGCAGACCCCUCUUGCUGCGAUCAAUUUCAAAGGGUUUAGGACAUUUUUGUUGCACUUUAGUGUUUUAAAUGCCGAAGGUUUCCUUUCCAGACCCUUUUCCCAAGCCAGCAUGGGCUCGCAGCCCUGUGUCCCUGCGCUGCCCUCUCCAAGAAGAAUGUACUAGAGCUCUGGUUUCUCAGUGCUGGUCUGACUGGGGGCGUGCUGUGGUUGAGGAGGAAGGAAACGAGGCCCAGCAUUGUCUCGAGAUCCAUAUUGGAAUCUCAGGGCUGCCAGGUGAGGGAUCACACUGAGCACGUGCUGCUUCCCAGAGCUGGGGAUAGCCAAGAGGAGUAGGAGACGCUGUGCUUGUGAGGGCUUGUGCCUUGGGACCCCCGAGAAGAGCCUUUCUCCACUGCCCCUUCCAGGUGGAGAGAGAGUCAAUGCAGCAUUCCCAGCAGUCCCAUCCCGAGGGACUGGCUGCACUCUCACAGAGCAGGAGCAGGAGCUGCUGAGGCCUUGGGGGAGCCGAGCAGCUCUGUCCCCUCCGAGGCUGGCUCUGGGAGCAGGGACGCUGCAGGGGUCGAUGUUGGCCCCGGUUCAGUGCAUCCAGCACUGAAGUUGCCUGCUUUCUCCUGACUUAUUCCUGCCUGUGAUCCUGGGGUAGGGAGCUUCUUGGUUGCUACAGGAAAUGAUGAGAAGAAUCAGGUGUUCAGCCCUGUGGAGUUGUGUUAAAGCAUCUGCCAUCAUCAUCCUCUUCUCCCACCUGGUUUGUGUUAGCCCAGACCAAAGCCUUGGUGUUUGCAAAGUUUGGGGCCCGAUGCCAUAUUUAGUGCUGUACUUUUAAGGAAAACUUCCUCCAGUUGAUUCUUUGAACCCAAGUGUUGGCAGUUGUAAGGAGUAGUCUUAUUUUUAAAUUUUUACUGCUUUGCCCUCCCUCCAAUUGUAGUUUUUCUUAGUGUCGUGUCCCCCACACACUUCAUGGUCUGCACGCUUGGCAAUAAAAAGAUGUAAUAUAUUUUGAAACCUGUUUGCUGCUGUCUUGAGGGGCUCCUGGUCUAAAACAACCACCCAGGCGUUGUUCCCUGCAGUGCUGAUCAAGGACAUUUGCUGACAUCUGGGUCCCACUGUCCCUUCCCUUCCCUGCUGAUUUUCACCUGGUGUUGGGGUUCUGCUCAGGCUGGAUUUUGUCACAUGAGCUCAGAGGACGUUGCCAUCACCUUCAGCACAGUGCUGGCUGUGGGGGUGUUGGUGAGGUCCCCAGUGUCUGUCUCUGAUUAUCCAAUGGUUUCCCUGGUGAGAGCCCCCACUGGCUCCGUGCUGAGGCACAGCCUCUCAAGGAACACGUCUUGUCAGUCCAGAGAUCCAAAAGUUUGUGCUUCUACUGCUUGUGAAACCUUGCAAAUGCUGUUUUCAGACCACACGUAGCAUUUGAAGCGCUGUUCCUCACCUUCCCAGCUUUCUGCUGCAAAUCCAGGCCAGCUCUUGGCUACAAACCCCUGUUUUGGAAAGCUUGGCGUUCCUGUGAUAGCAAAACCGCAUGCAGGGAGCAGGGAUCCCUUCUCCUCCUGAUGGCUUUGUCUUUCUGGAUCCAUCCUGGCCAUGCCCCCUUACCCAUUGUGGUGCUGGGCUCUGCUGUGGGUGCAGAUGGUGACAGAGGUCACUGCCAGAGGUCUCAGCUCUCCUGGCUCACAAUUUUAUCCCUACCUCUCCAAUAUGAAUACUCUACCCUGCUGUCAACUCAGAAUGAAGCUGGAGCAGCCAGCCUUUCCACAGCUUCCCAGAGCAGGACUUCCAUGGGAUGAGGCACUGGCUGUGUCUCUGGGCAUCCUGAGGUGGUCUUAGCUCUGAGAUGGUCCCAGCCAUCACCUCAUCCUGGUCCUUGUGCAGUCUGUACGUGUGCAAGUUUCCUUUCCCAGCUUGUUUUGGUAUUCCUGCGUGUCCUGCUCGGGAGCUUUCCCGUCCUUCCCUCUUCCCAUCCCUGCAGUGGGUCAGAGCUGGCAGCUGUGGCUGGGGGGACAGGAGGAGCUCCUCUCCAGCCACGAUCUGCUCUUGGUUUUUAACCUGACUGGUUGGGGCUUGACACCUUGGAGAGAGAGGGAGCAGGAUGCAAGCGGGCAGAACCCACAGCAUCCCUCAGGAGAGGAAUCCCCAGCGUGCAGGCAGGGCCAUCUUCCCACUUGUACAGGCAUUUUCUAUAGACACGGAUGUAUAUGUGUAGAUAACAUGGUUUUUUAACUCUUUUGCACUGAACAACAUCAGAGUGAAACCUGGAUUCGGAACUAGAAUCGAUCACACAGAUCCAGAGGUUUGGAUCCUUCUUGUAACCUGUCUGGUUGAACAGUUUCAACCAGAACUGUUUCAAGUUGUGAAUUCAAAAUCAGGAAUUCCUGAUUUUCUCUGUUGGGCUGCACACAGGCCUCAGGUCAGGCCGGUGGCAUGGGGCUGGUGUGGAGCAGGGAGUGGGGUGAGCUCCAGUUUGGAGGCAAAACUUCUCCCAUCUGCCCCUCGGGGUGGGCUCAUGCACAGCCCUGACCCCGUUGGCUUUGUCGUGUGUCUGAUGUGGUUGUGUGUGGUCCAACCUCUCCAUCCACCCACAGCGUGUCCGUGCUCAGCCCCAAACGGGAGCUACAUCCAGUGUGACAAUCCGUGUGCCCAGACCAGGAGGACUGGCUUUCCUAAGGAAGGGGGAGGAAGGUGGGGUUCAUCCCUGCUUUUCUGCAAAGAGCAGGAGGAAUUGGGGUUUGUUAAUGGAUCUCGAGAAGGGUCAGUGGUGGAAUUAUCCAAGCCCAUGGAUCAAAACAGCUGCCAGGCUUUGAGGAGGGCUCAGAGGGGCUGGGGUCUAAACCCUUACCAGCAGCAAAGUCUUAUACCUGCCAGAAGUGUUCCCUUUCUCUGACAGGAGGAGAAACAUUCGGCUGAGAAAUGUCUCUGCUCCUUCCCCUGCCCAUACUUAGAAGUUAUGGCUGACUUUAAUUUUUGUUUUUUAAAAGAUUCUAAUUUUUUUUUGUUACCAAUAAAAAUAAAAAUUACAAAAAGAAGUUAAAAAAAAUAAAAAAUAAAGUGGCAAUAUUUUUUUUCCUGUAAGCUUUUCCUAGGAAAAAGCGUGGUUUGUAACAAAGUUGUACAGUUCUGAAGUUUGAGAUACGAGAAGUACUGUGUGAAACGCUGUAAAUGGGGCAGAGAUUAUUUUAUGUACAGUCUGAUGUGGGGGAAUCUUUUAAUUCCGGUUGAUUCUUAGGAAGAAUUUGGUUCUUCACUGUCAGGGUUUGGAAUUUCAUGGUUUCAUUAUUAUUUUUUUUUUUUCUUGUAUAGAUUGCUGCAUUAAUUGAAUAAAAGCAGAAAGCAUCA